Funneliformis mosseae is the source of this 273-nucleotide messenger RNA. NCBI's taxonomy places the organism in Eukaryota, Fungi, Glomeromycota, Glomeromycetes, Glomerales, Glomeraceae. The record is from the annotation of a GenBank genome assembly.
AUGACAAAAAUAAAUUCAAGUUUACCAAGUGAAAUUGAUGACUUCUUUGAUAAUAUAUUAGAAAAUGAGAAAGACUUGACUAGUUUAUUUACUGAAAUUAUUAUAAAUAAAGCAAGAGAAUUGCUUGUUUCAGAUUUAAAUAAUGUGGAUAAUAACUCUAAAAGUAUUGAUUGGAAUACUGGUUCUGUAUUAACUAUAAUAAGUGGAAGUAUAGAAGAUAAUGAUUUUCAAAAAAUUGGAUUACAAAUAGGACUUGACUUUUUUAAAAAUUGA